Molecule: messenger RNA, 3714 nt
Organism: Alternaria burnsii
Lineage: Eukaryota; Fungi; Ascomycota; Dothideomycetes; Pleosporales; Pleosporaceae
Exons: 5
Coding region: 1-3714 (1237 amino acids)
Biological process (GO): protein phosphorylation
Molecular function (GO): ATP binding; protein kinase activity
Source: RefSeq, a predicted model, not a curated record
AUGGCCGACAGCGAUUCUUCAGACGAAGAAGAAACAAAGGAGCAAUGUUUCAGGAAAUCGCUGUCCUUUGCCCAAAAGAAAAGCACAUUCGAGAGAACCUGUUGUUAUUUUAUUCCUGAAGGAGUCUUGAGCGGAUUGGUUACAGUGCAAACAAUCAAGGACGUGUUGCACAUCGCGAAUCCAACUCCAGCAGAAGAUGAGUUGAUCGACUUCGUCAAGACACGAGCAUUGAAGGUUUUCGCGAUAGCCCUAUGGGCUAAAGUGGAAAACCCUAAGAGAAUGAUGGCCUAUUUCAAAUCGAAGAAUUUGGAUGACAACGACCUGCCAAUCACCGAUCAUAACAGUAUUUGGUCCAAAAGGUCAUGGUACAACGAUCUCAUUGAGCACCAAUGGAGAUUUUACGCGGCUACUUUCUCAACCGCCAAAUACAAUCUCGACCUUGAAGAGUCCUGUAUACUUCCUUUUAUAUCAAAAGGUGGCGAUGACGGACGAGGCUCAUUUGGUGUGGUUUCGAAAUAUUUAGUCCAUCGAAAUCAUAUGGAACCAGCACUUCAAGAUGACUCGUAUUUCGCUGUAAAAGAGAUCCAGGCUACGGAAGAUGCUCAAGAAGUAGCUGAACAUUGGGAAAAGGAAGUCAAGGCCCUGAGAACGAUGAACAGAUUGGACCAAGAGCAUAUAGUCCGUUUCAUCACAGCGUUUCGGCGUCGUAGACAAUAUGGAGGAGACGAACAUUACCUAAUGUUCGAAUGGGCAGAUGGCGGUAACCUUCGCAAUCUCUGGAAGAAUAUGCCUUCACCCACUUUGACCGCGCCGUUAGUCAAAGACGUCAUAAAACAAGUUCUAGGACUUGCUAAAGCACUCGACGCCGCUCACAACCUGAACGCGACUGGUGCUUCGUACCGACAUGGCGAUCUCAAACCCGAGAAUAUCCUCGUUUUCAACAAAGGUGGAUUGAUCGGCACUCUCAAGAUCGGUGACUGGGGCGAAGCUAGAGAACAUGGCCAAGCCACUGAGAUGCGUCCUAGCAAGACUACAGCAAAAUACGGAACCCGUCGUUAUGAGGCACCAGAGGUCGAAACUGGUGUUACUGCCAAGUGGUUAGGCCAGUCAACAAAGCGACGUUCACGAUUGUAUGAUAUCUGGGCAAUGGGCUGCAUCACGUUGGAACUCACUAUAUGGCUUCUCUACGGAGCCGAGGGUCUCGGCCGUUUCGAUCGUGAGUUGGGCUUCGGUAGCUUCUACCAGACCAGUGUCGUGAACGGGAGAAAGGUGGCCCAGGUACAUGAUGCUGCUGUACGCUGGAUGGACCAAAUGGCAGAAGAUUCCAGGUGUCAGGUAGGCAGUACAGCGAUCGGUGAUCUUUUGGAGCUGGUACGAACAGCUUUGCUAGUUGUGAAGCUUCCACGAAGGCUUGGCACGACCCUUUCUGACAUCCCUGAAAGAUCGCGCACAGAUUCAUUUAUAGAUUCUGGCAUGAACGCAACCAGGGUAACGCCGCAAGAUACUGUCUCUGAAGAAAGUGCCAUCGACUCCACUGUACAGCCUGCAAUAGACAUUCCUUCUUUCAGCUUCACUCCUGCGGAACCCGAACCCGACAAAAUCCCUGUACAGCCAGAACCUGAAUCCCGAGGGCCUGCUCGCUGUCUCGCAACUGAUUUCCGCACUCGUAUUGAGACGAUUAAUGGAGAAGACGAAGAUGAAAGCUAUUGGUACGCGCAACCUCUCGACCAGCACAGGCCGGGAGACCUCAAAGGAUCAUUUUCGCUUUCCGCUCUGUCACCCUUGUUAUCAGAUUGCGACUCAGGAGAAGGUUGCCAAGCACAAGAUCGUGAAGUAUCAAUACAGAAUGGAAAUGAUUAUGGAACUCCAGAGCUCGAUGAAAACGACUGGAAGUACCAAUCCGGCAACGAAUUUGCGUCUGCUAUGUUCGAAUCUCUACAGCACUCGGAUACACUCGAGUCGUCUGAUCGCACUGUAUCAAACCGCCUCUGUGACCAAUGCUUACAAUUCCGCGACGAAGUCUCCAGUCCAGGGUUUGCGAUCUCAUACGAAACACACCCUCUUAGAGCAAGCGCCAGCGAGAGGAAGUGCGACCUGUGCAACCUCCUAUGGCAAGUUGUUAUUCAAAACGGUCGAGUAGAUUCGCAGGCUGUCAAGUUCGAACGGACAGGACCUUUCUUGAGACUGGAGAGCACUGGCCCUCGUAUAUUGUCCAUCGUACGAGAUCCUGAGCAAAUGCUGCCACCAACGAGCGAGUUUCAGACUGGAUUUGUUAGACUUCCAGAGGCUGGGCAAUCUACACAUAUGGAGGUCAUCAAGUACUGGCUCAACGACUGCGAUAGACAACACACAUGUAAGCCGCUUGGACUCGCUGCCGAUGGAGAUAAGGUUAGGUUGCCAACAAGGUUGAUCGACGUCGGACAAUCUGAAGACAACACUGUUCGACUAUGGGCCACGACUCCGAGAGAUUCUGGCGAGUGGAUCGCGUUAUCGCAUCGAUGGGGAUCUCAGCAUCUCUCGACUACGACCAAAACCCUGAAGUCACAUCUCAACAGCAUCGAUCUGAAUAGCCUUCCGUCCACUUUCAAAGACGCCGUGACAGUGACUCGUGCUUUGGGUCGUCGCUACCUAUGGAUUGAUUCUCUUUGUGUCAUCCAAGGUCCGGAUGGCGACUUUAAAACCGAAGCGAAACGAAUGGAAGACGUCUACAGUGGAUUUCUCAAGCAGCGCAAGGGCCGAAAUUAUGUCGGGUUAAGUCCCGAAGGCAAGGGCCAAACACCUUUCUAUGUGUGCCAAACCAUCGACAAUUUCAAGGACCAUGUACUCGAUGGGGAACUGAACCGUCGCGGCUGGGUUUAUCAAGAGCAUGCUUUGGCUCGUCGAACCCUCUUUUUCACCGAACACCAGACAUACUUCGAAUGUAGGGAUGGCGUACGUUGCGAAACCUCUACAAAAUUGAGCAAUAAGCUUGCUGCCUUUCUAGGAGAUCCGGACUUCCCACACAUCCUCUACAACGCGAGUCAAGGCGAGAAGAUUUUGCGAUACCAAGAACUUUACCGCGAAUACUCCCGCCUGGGUCUUUCGGAGCCAUAUGACCGACCAACCGCUAUUGAUGGGCUUCAACAACGCCUCCUCCGCACAAUGCGAGUAAGCGGCGGCUUUGGUGUCUUCGAUGAAGGAGUAACGCGUGGCCUCCUCAGAAGGAGUCUUCUCUGGCGUCGCGGUAUCGACACCCCAAGUUUGAGUCGCAUUCACUUCCCCCCACAGAGCGUUGUGUCUACUGUACCAUCGUGGUCAUGGAUGGCAUACACUGGCGGAAUCGACUAUUUACAGCCUGACUUCGGAUGCUAUGAGUGGGAGGACCUGCAAUCACCGUGGUCACCAAAAACCCCUACCAACGUAUCCAGCACUGACUACAACCUGGCAAAUAUAGCGCUUGAAGCUAUAGCGCGGGAGUACGAUCUCGGUGCUGCGGUACAGGGCGAGGGCGAACUGAUCUUCGAUACGCCGAACGGGUCAGCGAAACCAGAUACAUUGUGCGUUGUGCUUGGCAAGGCGAAAGGCAGCCCCUCACCUGAGACACAGAGACACUACAUACUGAUGAUUGCAGCACAGAGAGGGCGGGCUGGAAGCAGGGUAUACGAGCGGGUGGGAACGGGUUUUUUGCCGGGAAAGUGUAUCUCGCCUAGUGGGUUCAAAGUGAAAAUCCAGUAA